AUGCAUCUCGCAGAGUACCUGUUCCGCCGUCUGUACCAAAUUGAUAUCAGAGCCGUGUUUGGCAUUCCAGGAGAUUUCAACCUCAAGGCCCUUGACUACAUAGACGACUGCGGUCUGAACUGGAUUGGCAACGUAAAUGAACUCAAUGCUGGUUAUGCUGCCGAUGGAUAUGCUCGGAUCAAAGGAAUUUCAGCAAUCGUCACCACAUUUGGAGUUGGCGAACUUUCUGCCAUUAACGCCAUUGCUGGUGCCUGCGCUGAGCUUGUUCCCAUAAUCCAUAUUGUUGGAUUCCCAUCUGCCCUUGCUCGAGAGAACAAGCUACCCAUACACCAUUCGCUCGCAGAUGGUGAUUUCGACUUAUUCAUGAAGAUGAGCGAACGGAUUUCUAGCGCGACUAUUCUUUUGGAUGACCCGUUAGAGGCAACCAAGCUGAUUGAUGAUACAAUCAUUCAGUGCUAUCGUUCCAGCAAGCCGGUCUAUAUCGGAUUCCCAAUGGAUAUGGUGCAAGUGGACAUUGAUUCAUCUCCCCUUGAACACCCGUUACUGUUGCGACUCGCGACAUCUGAAUUCACGAAUGCAGAAGAAACAGCCGUGAAAACAAUUCAGAAUCGCGUGUCUCAAGCACAGAAUCCAAUAAUCAUCGUCGAUAGUCUGGCUAGUCGAUACCAAAACCUUGAAGCCAGCCGAGCUUUUGUUGAGAAUUCAAGUCUCCCUUGCUUCUGUUACCCAAUGGCCAAAGGAAUUAUCAAUGAAAGUAUACCUAACUUCCGAGGCGUGUAUUGUGGCGAUGUUUGCAGAAAAGAAGUCCAGGAACAAGUGAAAUCUAGUGACCUAAUUCUUCUGCUUGGACAUCGCCCAACCGAUCUGAAUAACGGAGGUUUUCAGGAUGAUUUGCCAGACGUGGAAAAAAUUGUUUUCCAGCAAGAUAGUGUGCAUAUAGGAGAAACUGUCCAUAACAAUCUUCACUUGGAGAAUGUUCUCGGAAAGUUGUCUGACAUUAUUUCCGAAUCACCUUCAAAUUCAUCGCCGUCUUCUACACCCAGUGGAAUAUCAUCUCCGCCAAGCUCAGUUGCCAGUGGUGAAGAAACCCUGAGCUUCUCCUUGAAGGAAUCUGUUCAAACGAUGAGAGAUAGCACAAUCGAUCCGACCUCUGCAGUAACACACGAUUGGCUGUGGAAGCGCGUCGGUUCAUGGCUAGAAGAGAAUGACAUCCUCGCAAUGGAUGUUGGAACAUCAUCUUUUGGCGGCCUCUGGUGUCGCUACCCACGUGGUGUUCAACCUAUCUUCCAGCUUCUCUGGUGCUCAAUCGGAUUCGCCAUGGGCGCAACAGUGGGUGCUGCCAUAGCAGCGCGGGAACAAGAGCAAGCAUCUGAAAACUCACUCCGGCGACGAACGAUCCUUUUCACCGGAGACGGAAGCCUCCAGAUGACAGCGCAGGAGAUAAGCACACUCGUUCGCCAAGAGCUGAGUCCGAUCAUUUUUGUGAUUUGUAACGAUGGAUACACGAUUGAGCGCUACAUUCAUGGCUGGGAUAAGAGUUAUAAUGACAUCCAGCCUUGGAAUUAUCGGCUUCUUCCCACUGUUUUCAAUGCGAAGCCUGGUACAAUGAGAACAUACAGUGUUCGCACGAAGGGCGAGCUAGAAACACUGCUGGCAGAUGAUCAGUUUGGCUCGGCAGAGAGCUUUGGUGAAGAUAAUCCUGAGCCAUUGCGUCUUGUGGAGAUCCAUAUGGACAAGCAUGACGCGCCCCAAACCAUUCCGGAUACGAUUGCUGGCAUUAAUGGAAAGAAGUGA
Messenger RNA from Penicillium malachiteum, 1794 nucleotides. RefSeq names its product alpha-keto acid decarboxylase family protein. NCBI's taxonomy places the organism in Eukaryota, Fungi, Ascomycota, Eurotiomycetes, Eurotiales, Aspergillaceae. The transcript has 3 exons. Gene Ontology annotation, molecular function: carboxy-lyase activity; thiamine pyrophosphate binding; magnesium ion binding. The record is from RefSeq and is a predicted model, not a curated record. The coding region runs from base 1 to 1794 and encodes 597 amino acids.